AUGCCGGCUAUAGAGGGGUUUGACCUUAAUAUUGAACCAGCAGAUGUUAGUUUCGCGGAUGAUCCUGUUACUAUUUAUUUGAUCAAUGUGUCGCAAGAUGAUCCUAUUGCUAUGUCUCAAGAUGAUCCUGUUGCCAUAACCCCUGUCCCUACUCUACCAAGUUCAUCAAUGCCUGUAGAAUCUGAUGGUCUCAUAGUGACAACAGCUCAAACUGCUAUAGAUGGGGGUGAUGUAGAGGAUGGUAUUGAGAUAAUGGUUGAGUUGUAUGGUGGUAUUGAAAACUGUCCAUACACGGAAGGUGAUGCAAAAAAUUUGAGAGUGGAGUACUGUGCUGAGUAUCGAGGAAAGGACAUGAAAGCAACCCUUGAUCACUUUGAGGAACUGAAGAAAGAGGAUCCUGAUUUCAUUUACAGUUAUACCCUUGAUGAAUUUGAUAGGGUGGAGAAUCUAUCUUGGGUUGAUGGUGCAGCAAGGAAGUCAUAUGAGCUCUAUGGUAUUGACAGAAAUGGAAUAACUAUUCAGCUUGGUUGUGGCUUCAUGAGGAAUGAAAAAACAGAAGCUUUUGUGUGGUUGUUUACUGAGUUCAAGAAGGCUAUGGGUGACAGAGAUCCUAUUAAUAUUAUCACUGAUCAAGAUUUGGUGAUGGCGGCUGCGAUUGCUCAAGUUUUUACCACUUCAGUCCAUAGGAACUGUAGGUGGCACAUCAUGGAGAAUGCUAGAAAAAGAUUGGGGGCUUUCUUAGAUGGUAAACCAGGCUUGGCUGAUGAUUUCAAUGAUUGUGUUGACAAUAGCUUCUCAAUUGUAGAGUUUGAAUUCAAAUGGCAAGCUAUGCUGGAUAAACAUGAGAUCAAUGAUGAUGAAAGGUUCAAGCAUUUGUAUGAAAUGAGAAAUUGCUUGGUUCCGGCUUACUUCAUGAACAACUUCUUCCCCUUUCUGCAAACAAUAGCACGGAGCGAAGGAUUCAAUGCUGUCCUGAAGCGAUAUGUGAACCCAAUGAAUUCAAUACUAAACUUUGUUCACCAGUACAAGAAAAUACAGGAUAGAAUAUUCGGCAAACAAACAAUGCAUGAGGCUAAUACAACUGUCAAGGUUCCGCACUACUUGACUGGGCACCCCAUGGAAAGACAAAUGAAGCAAAUGUACACAAGAAAGUUGUUCAAUAUUUUCCAAGAUGAGCUACAGCUGAGUUCUAGUUACUGUAUUGUUAGAGUUGAAGGUGAUAGCUUACUUGAUGUUGUUCCAUAUGGGCGCUGUCCCGAUCUCUUAUAUGGGAAGAGAACAUUCAGGGUUUCGGCAAACAGUGUUGAUGGUUUGUAUAGCUGUGAUUGUUGCAAGUUUCAGAGGGACGGGGUUCUUUGCUGCCAUAUACUAAAGGUGUUUGAUGCACUUGCUGUCCGUGAGGUGCCAUGUCAUUACAUUUUGCCUAGGUGGUCUACUGAAAAGGCGAAUGAUGGUGACAAUGUGGAAGUUGCUGGUGAGCCGCUGCAGGCCACGCAAAUUUCAAACCUGGGGAGGCAUGCUGUCCGUUACCAUACAAUUUGCUCCAACUUUGCCCAGUUUGUAAGACCUUUCAUGGUUGAGGAUGAAAGUCACAACAUAGUUUUGAAACAUGUCGCUGCGAUGCAAGCUGAACUUAAUGCACGCAAAAAUGGAGGGGUGGCGAGUUUUGCUACACAAGUGCAGUCCAAUGUCGCGCAGGCUGGAAGCGUGGUUGGUGGAGGCCGGCAUGGCGGUAAGAUCUCGAAGAAAAAGGCAAGCAAUGCUUCAGGCGCUGAUACGACUCCAACUCUUCAAAUAGGUAUACUAAAAAAGUUAGAAACAAAAAGGCAAAAUUGA
Molecule: messenger RNA, 1836 nt
Organism: Panicum virgatum (switchgrass)
Lineage: Eukaryota; Viridiplantae; Streptophyta; Magnoliopsida; Poales; Poaceae
Product: protein FAR1-RELATED SEQUENCE 5-like
Exons: 3
Coding region: 1-1836 (611 amino acids)
Biological process (GO): regulation of DNA-templated transcription
Molecular function (GO): zinc ion binding
Source: RefSeq, a predicted model, not a curated record